Molecule: messenger RNA, 1586 nt
Organism: Puma concolor (puma)
Lineage: Eukaryota; Metazoa; Chordata; Mammalia; Carnivora; Felidae
Gene: HSH2D
Product: hematopoietic SH2 domain containing
Cellular component (GO): cytoplasm
Source: RefSeq, a predicted model, not a curated record
GAUUCAUUCAGCCCUAGACCGUUAUUCCUCAGCAAACACCCUGCCCCCUCGCUGUCCCUGCCCAGUGCCAGGUAGUGCUGGGGCCCAGAAAAAUCUGAAAGAAGCUAGCCCUGGGCCCCGUCCCUAGAGGCCCUUAAUAUGGGGGAGACAGAGCCAGACACAAUGCUUUGUGCAAGUCUCAGCCUUAGGGGCACUCACCUAGGCCUCCUGAGCUAACCACACAUAUCUCCCCUUGCCAAACCAAUUACAGCUGGAUGGACCCCUGUGGUCAUGACCACAAGCUGCACAUCAGCAAGAACCCUCUGGAAACUCUGAAGAAAGAAAAUCUAUUGCUUGCCAGCCCCGGAGCGUACAAGAUAAGCAGGUAACUGCUCCCCAGGAAGCCAUGAACGAAGCCGGAAAGCUGCCCCCGCCAUUGCCCCCACGACUGGACUGGUUCGUGCAGACGCAGGUGGGCCAGCUGGCCCAAGGAGGGGUCCCUGCAUGGUUCCAUGGUGCCAUCUCGAGAGAGGAUGCCGAGCGUUUGCUGGAGUCACAGCCGCUGGGAUCUUUUCUCAUCAGGGUCAGUCACAGCCACGUGGGCUACACGCUGUCCUACAAAGCCCAAAGCUGCUGCCGCCACUUCAUGGUGAAGCUGUUGGACGAUGGGAGCUUCAUGAUCCCUGGGGAGGAGAGGGUCCAUGCCUCGCUGCACGCCCUGGUCACCUUCCACCAGCAGCGGCCUAUGCGGCCACACGGGGACCUGCUGACACAGCCCUGUGGGCAGAAGGAUCCAGAAAACGUGGAUUAUGAGGAUCUCUUCCUUUACUCCAAUGCAUUGACUGAGGAAGUCACCAGCCCCACCCAUGGCCCCAGCAAGCAUCAGAACCCUUCCUCCUGUUCCACGGUUGCACCUGAGGAGACCUCAGGAAGGCCCAUCCUGCUCCAUCGGCCAAAGGGAAGGAGGCCAUCGGCAAAGGCAAGCAGAGACCCCAAGGAGGAGGCCACUUCCUCCUGCCCCCCGAAAGCCCCCCUUGAGGAAGCCUGCCAGAAACUCUGGAGAAACUUCAGGAUGCUCCCCGAGACGGGCAAGAGGUUCCAGCAGCAGCUGAAAUCCCACUCGGCACCUGUGAACUUGUCAUCGCUCUGGAAUGCUGGGCCACUGGCACUGGCACACAGCUCAGGGGCCAGGCCAGGUGACACACACUGGGAAGGCGACGUCUCCACAGCCCGCUUUGCAGCCACGUCCCUCACAAGUCCCGCACAGUCCCAGGAUCUGAGAGAUGGAGGUGACCCCUCCGGGAAGGCCUCAAGAUUGGCCAGCGGGAGCAAGGUGACCCCGAGGGUCAGGAGUUGGCACCGAGUGGUAAUGAGGGCCUUGUCCUCAAAAGCAUCCAAACCGGAGACAGAAGGGUUGGCAGAAUCCCAGAGGGACUGGCUCCCUGAAGAGUACCUCACGCCGCCACCCUUUGCCCCUGGGUACUGUUAGAGCUUUGCCCUGGCUCUGGGACCCUUGCUGCAGGGGCUGCUCACACCGGACCCCUGGUUGUCUGCCCACCAGCCCGCAGGAACCUGAAAAAUGUAAUAAAGGCAUUGCUUGGGUCCGG